This is a messenger RNA of Candidula unifasciata, 1599 nucleotides long. Lineage: Eukaryota; Metazoa; Mollusca; Gastropoda; Stylommatophora; Geomitridae. The record is from the annotation of a GenBank genome assembly.
AUGGAAGGAGCUGGUCAAGUGAAGUCGAACAAACUCAGACAGCAGCCAAAAACCGUUAUUGUGGGUGCAGGAAUAGCGGGGUUAGCUGCAGGAAAAUACUUGCUCUCUGAAGGAUUCCACGAUUUUAUUAUUCUUGAAGCUUCCGACCGAAUUGGUGGACGAAUUUGGAGUGUUCCUUUAGACGAUAAUGGACACAAAGUUGAAAUGGGUGCUAACUGGAUACAUGGCGUGAAACAUAAUCCAGUCUACAAACUUGCUGAUGAAAAUAAUUUGCUAACAGGGCAGGAGUAUCGCUUAGACAACAAAAAUUUGUAUGUGACAGAGCAUGGUGAAAAAAUUCAUGAGGGCACUGUUAAAAAUGUUGACUUUGCGUAUGGAACAAUGUUAUCCAACUGUGAAGAUUAUUUUUUUUCCAACACAGAUGUAGAUGUGAAUGAAAGCCUUGGAAGUGAACUGGAUCGUUUAAUAGAUAACAAGUUGGCCAAUACAGCUGGGGAAGUGCGACAUUUGCUGGAAAUGAUUUACCAUCAGCGCCGUUUAACGGAAUGUUGUAUAAGUGGAUGUGAUAGCCUGUAUGAUGUUUCUCUCUCCCAGUUUGGCUCUUACAAAGAACUCCCAGGCUCACACCUUGUGAUUCCUCGUGGCUUCAGCGCCAUAUUGGAUAUUGUAAAAGAUGGCAUUAAAGACGAGAAAAUAAAGUUGAAAACUCCAGUGUCGAAAGUUCAUUGGGGUGAUGUUGCUAGUUCAUCCGGUGGAAAACAGUGUCCUGAAGAUAUGAUUUGUGUGGAGUGUGAAAAUGGUGAUGUAUAUUAUGCAGACCAUGUAAUUAUCACUGUGUCUCUCGGAGUUCUGAAAGCAAGUUGUGAUAGACUUUUUAACCCACCCCUCCCACAGAAAAAGCUGGAGGCUAUAAAGCAUUUAGGAUUUGGUAUUGUGGAUAAAGUCAUUCUGGUUUUUGAUGGACCAGUCGUAGAGAAACCCAUUCAACGUAUUCAUUUAAUUUGGGAUCCAAGUGAACAUACGCCUGAAAAUCUCAGAGAAAGAUGGUUCAGAAAAAUCUACUGUUUAGAAGUCAUACAUGACAAUGUGCUUGUUGGAUGGCUGUCUGGCACUGAAGCACUCUUCAUGGAGUCCCUGUCAGAUGAAGAGCUCUUGCAGGACAUGGAUAAGGUGGUUAAAAUGUUUCUAAAGUCACAUACUCCAAACAUUCCAACUUUGAGAAAGGUUAUACGAACAUCUUGGGGACAAAGUAAACAUAUUAAGGGUUCAUACAGCUUCAUUGCUGUUGGUUCCACACAGGAUGAUAUUUUAAAUCUCAAGCAUCCCUUGACUAAAACCCUAAAAGACAACACAAAAAAGCCUGUAGUGUUGUUUGCUGGAGAAGCAACACACCCAUCCUUCUACUCCACAACACAUGGUGCACUGCUCACUGGGAACCGGGAAGCAGCAAGAAUAUGCAAGUUUUGGAAACCAGAGGAAGAAACCACAGGAAAAUAUGCCAACUUGGGUCUCAGCGAUGAGGAAAACACUGAAGAGGAAGAAGAGGACCGUUCUGAAGAGGAGGGUGCUCGCUAUUUUUCAAUAAAAAGUGCUGAUUGA